AUGCUAAAUGCUCAUGUAAAAAAAUGUCACACGCCGAAAACCGUACCAUGUACACAAUGUACUUUUAUGGGGGUUGAUACGAGCGACGUGGAGAGACACAAAAAGCGUCAUCAUCGAGAAGAAAAGUUUACCUGUGAGAUAUGUAGCGAAAUAUUUACCGAAAAAGUUGCUUUCACCUCUCAUACGGCUAUGCACAAUUUUAUGGAGUAUCAUCAGUGUAACGCAUGCGGUGGAACAUUUAACGACGUUUACAGCUUGAAAGAACACAAUCGUUUGUACCAUUAUGAUCCCAGCAGUGUGAUAGCGGAUGACAAUCUUCUGCAAUCGGAUCAUCAAAGUUCAGAACAUAAAUGUGAAAUUUGUGGAAAAAUUUAUAAAUACAAAUCCGUGUUGAAACAGCACAAAGUGAAGGCUCAUGGUGAUUCGUCGAAUUACGAGAGACGUCGUUAUCUUUGCGCUCUUUGUGGCAAGGAAUUAAAAACAGCAAAAGGUCUCGAAAUUCAUAACAGAUCGCACACAGGUGAAAAACCAUACACUUGUGAAAUUUGCGGCAAGUGUUUCGCUUGUGAAACUCUUUUAAGGACUCACAAUGUUACACACACGGGAGAAAGAAAAUAUUCAUGCGAUCAAUGCGGUAAAGCAUUUACACAAAGAUCCACACUUGUCGUUCAUAAAAGAUAUCAUACGGGUGAAAGGCCCUAUGUAUGUUCUCAGUGUGGUAAGGGUUUCGUUACUAGAACGGUUUUGAAUACUCACAUGAAAUCGUGUCGAUAA
Vespa crabro (European hornet) is the source of this 774-nucleotide messenger RNA. Its product is annotated as gastrula zinc finger protein XlCGF67.1-like. NCBI's taxonomy places the organism in Eukaryota, Metazoa, Arthropoda, Insecta, Hymenoptera, Vespidae. The record is from RefSeq and is a predicted model, not a curated record. The coding region runs from base 1 to 774 and encodes 257 amino acids. The transcript is spliced from 2 exons.